CCAAUACCAAGCCAUUUUCCGGUCGGAGAGCGUCAUUUUGUGGGCAUUAUGACGAGAACUUUGGGGUCAGUACUUGCUGCCUCGUUUCAACAAAGUCGGUUGUACGGGAAUAUUUUGGAUCGGCGUCAAAUCAUUUCCAUUUCCGCAAAAAAUCGUCUGUAGCAGGACGUUGGCAAAUCAUGCUACGUAAACUAGGAAACUCAGCUUUUUCUUCUGUUGGAUCCACUUCCACUGACUUCCACUUUUCAUUCAUUGCUGGUUGGAUUGGUUCCACACGCGCGCUAACGUUCCCCGCGUCUAUAGUAGCUUCUCUCUCCGCGUCACAGCUGCCUUCACCGCGCGCCUCCAAGUGUUCACAUCAGCAGGUCCCCGUGGUAAACCCCCUAAGUAACGAUGUAAGGGACUAGAUUGUUGUUGACGGCAGCUAGCCGAUGCCAUCAAAAAGGUUGUUGUUGUUGUCGUAUUCAGAUGUGUUACACACGUUAUUUGCC
Molecule: messenger RNA, 491 nt
Organism: Cantharellus anzutake
Lineage: Eukaryota; Fungi; Basidiomycota; Agaricomycetes; Cantharellales; Hydnaceae
Exons: 2
Source: RefSeq, a predicted model, not a curated record